AUGUGGCUUUUGGAGAAAGCCGGCUACAGGCUGGGGCCCCUGGAGUCCAGGCCCCGAUGGGCGCCCUCCAGCCUGCUCCCCAAGCGCCGAGCCCCGGGCCCGCCCGCGCGCGCCUGUCCCAACGUCCUCACUCCCGAUCGCAUCCCGCAGUUCUGCAUCCCGCCGCGGCUCCCGGACGCUGGGGGCCCCGAGCCCCUGGCCGGGCGCAGCCUCCCCGCGGCCUGUUCGCUGCCCCACCUGGCAGGCCGGGAAGGCUGGGCCUUCCUGCCCGAGAGCCCGCACACGCGCCGGCGCGAGUCCCUGUUCCACCCGCUGCCGCCGCCCGCCGCCGCCGCCGCCGCCGCCGCCGCCGCCGCCGCCGCCGCCGGGGGGCUUUCCCCAGCGCACGGCUGGCGGCACGUCUCCGCCCCGGACCUGCGCCUCUGCCGGGCCCCCGACAGCGACACGGCCUCGUCGCCCGAGUCGUCGCCCUUCGGCUCACCGCGGUCACGCCCCGGCAGGCCCCGGCCGCACUCACUGUCCCCGGAGGAAGCGAGCUCGGCCGACACCAGCCUGCACGCGCCGCGCCGCACGGGGCCGCCGCUCUUCCACCUGGACUUCCUGUGCUGCCAGCUGCGGCCGACCAAGGAGAGCGUGCUGCGCCUCGGGCCCCGCGGCGGCCAGCUGCGGCUCUCGGCCGAAUACCAGGCCGGGCCCCGGCGGCUGCGCCUGCGCCUGGUGAGCGCCGAGGGCCUGCCGCGGUCGCGGCCCAGCCCCGGGAGCGGCGGUGGAGGCUGCUGCGUGGUGUUGAGGCUGCGGCCGCGCGUCCGUCCGCGGGGCCAACGGAGCCGCGUGGUCAAAUGCAGCGCCAACCCCAUCUUCAACGAGGACUUCUUCUUCGACGGGCUGGGCCCGCCAGACCUGGCCGCCCGCAGUCUGAGGGCCAAGGUGCUGGACAGGGGCGCAGGCUUCCGCAGAGACCUGCUGCUGGGGGAGUGUGAGACGCCCCUCAUUGCCCUGCUGCCCCCCUUGGGCGGGGGGCUGGGUCUGGGGACCUCCCUGGCGCCUGCCCAUCUCAGCCUGUAGACUGAGAGAAUGUCACUUCCUCAAAGAGAUCUCCUCUAGGUCUGCGUAUUCUUUCUUUUCGUCUGCCCAGCUUGUAUUUAUUUUUGCUAAUAAAAUGUCUGUUUUUAGCAGGAUCUCGCCCCUUGUUGGCAUCCUAUGCUCCGAUCUGCAGCCUACUCUUUUCCCUCCACCUUGGCUACACCAGGGAUGGAAGAAACUCACUUACACCGAGUUAGAGCCGACCUCAGGUGGUGGUUCUCAAACUUGAGUGAGCAUUCGAAUAAUCGGACAUCCGCAGUCUUGGGCUCCAUCCCCAAGAGAUGCUGAAGCUAGAUUAAUAGGUCUGGGCGGUGUAGGUCCUAAGGCCCUGUCCAAAAAGGCCUCCACCCCUUCAGGGGGUCCUCUAAUCACUGAGUCACUCCAGAAAAAGCUUUGUGACUGAAACCAACAUCAGCCACCUUUCCCCCAAGGGGGUUCCUUGGGGCUGCAUAGGGGAAAUCAGCAGUCCCCCACCCCUCUGCCUCCCCACUUGUACCCACAUGUGUCCUGAGGAGAAAAGAAAUUUCUGUGUCUUGAGAGUGAGUCAGGAGAUGUCAGCACACAGUGCUGAGUUAGGUGUUUUCUCUCUUGCCUGUGCCACCCUAGCGGGCAAAGCUGCAGCCAAGAGUCCAAGCAGCCCUUGAGGACUGAAUGGUGGAGAAAAACUGUCCCAGGGAUUGAGAUGGGAAGGGCGUCUUACCUGAGUGUGAGAGCUCUUCUCAAAGAUGCUCUGAAAGGCUACCCCCGUGAGUAGGGGGAGGGUGGGGAAGGAGAAAAUGUAGGUCACAUUGUGUUUACCUCCUACCUGAAUGUCC
Messenger RNA from Enhydra lutris kenyoni (northern sea otter), 1898 nucleotides. RefSeq names its product C2 calcium dependent domain containing 4D. The record is from RefSeq and is a predicted model, not a curated record. The transcript has a single exon. Lineage: Eukaryota; Metazoa; Chordata; Mammalia; Carnivora; Mustelidae. The coding region runs from base 1 to 1065 and encodes 354 amino acids.